This is a messenger RNA of Emericellopsis cladophorae, 2040 nucleotides long. RefSeq lists its product as uncharacterized. The transcript has a single exon. The coding region runs from base 1 to 2040 and encodes 679 amino acids. Lineage: Eukaryota; Fungi; Ascomycota; Sordariomycetes; Hypocreales; Bionectriaceae. The record is from RefSeq and is a predicted model, not a curated record.
AUGUCGUCCAGCGUGCAUGAGGAUGUCGGCGAUGAGAGUGAGCUCAGCGAGCCAGGCAGCAUUGAGAACUCGCCGCCCUUGAAUCUGGCUAGGCACAACAGGAGACGAAGCGCUCAUAGUUCCUACAUUCUCAAGGAUGACAUGGAUGAGGACGAGGAUGAGGAGCCGCCCGUUGUGAAGAACCCCAGCAGGGUCGCCAAGCGCAAGCGCGCUUCGACUAAUGGCGAGGCGACGCUGAAAUCACCAGACGACACUGCGCAGACCCUGACGCCUAGCAGGAUGGCCACCAGGCCCAAGUCGCGGACCGGCAGACCAUCACUAGGAAAGUCGUACCGCGCUCACUCCAACAGCAACAAGGGCGUCGUGCUUGGGCAUUGGAGAGACUCCGGAGUACCGGACGAAGAUCGGAAGCAUGCGGUCAUUGGCUUCAUCGACGUGAGAGACAGGCUGCGGACCAGGAUUCAGUCUUACAACUUGAAAGGCGAGGCGGUAGCUAACAUCUGGCCGCUGCCACAUAAGACAGGAGGCAGCUGGGUCAUCUUCGAGGGCAUCUGGUUCUUGCCGCAUCUGGUCGGCAUGGAUCAGCUGCAGGUCAAGGAGUAUGUUCGUCUGCGCAUAGACGCCCACGAGGACACGGAGGAGGAAAGGAAGGCGGCCGAACUGGCUGCUAAGAAGGAGGCGAUUCAGGUUGUGAAGAUGAAGGAGGCCUCGAGCACAGAGCCUCCCACGUAUCCAUACCCGCCGCCGUUGAUUGCGUACGGGGCCAACCCCCCCGACACAAAACGUCGAAGGACAAACACGGACCUCAACCCUACACCGACUGCCCCCGAGCCUCCCGCACACACGCGCGCAGGCCUCGAACCGCUUGAGGGCACUCGCCCGACCCGCAUCUUUCUGGGCUGUUGGUCAAAGUCCGACGCGGAGAGGGCAGAGGAUCGGCAUGCCGUGUACGGCAUCCUGGGCGGCAACGACAUGUUCCGGGUUAAGUUGGUACGGGAGACGCGCACGGGCGAGUACAGGAACGGCAACUUCCCGCAGGGGGCGGGCGCUUUGUGGAUUCCGUACGAGGAGGUGGAUUUCGAACCGCAUCUCAAGAGUCUCACGCGCAACGAGGUCAAGGAGUAUGUUCGUAUCCGCCAGUAUCAGAUUGAUCAUGGCGAGACGGAGGAGGAGCGCAUCGUCCAUGAGACGCAGGCUGUGUAUAGGGCACAGGCGCGCGUCAUGGCUCUGCGCUCCGUGCAGAACCACCCCGUGGAGGACGUCGGCCAGACCAUGGCCGCAGAGGCCACCGCGGGCACGGCGACCCCUACCAACGGGCCUACGUCCUCCACCGAAGUCCACUCGGGCGCUGAAGGGGUACGCACCUCCCGUAGAGUGGAAGCUCGACACCAGCAGCAACAGGAGCAGGAGCAGCAGAUGCUCAAGGAGCAGGAAGAGCAGCGCAAGGUCUCGGAGCAGCAACAGUCGGAGGCUUUGGGUCAGCGACGCGCCUCCGAGCACAUGGCGCGGCAAGCUCUAGCAGUAUCGCAGCAGCACCAGCCACAGCACAGGGCGACAGUGAACGGGCGUCGAAGUCUCCCCGCUGGUCUUGCGCUGCCCCCCAGCGGCCAUUUUGGUCCCCUCCAGAGAGCCACCACCCUUGCGCAGCGUGAAGUCGCACGUGCCGAGGCCACGCAGGGUCGGGCAGAUGCCCAGGUAACACAACGCCAACGCGCGCAGGUGGCUGCCGAUGAGGCAGCAUCGGCCGCUGCCGCCGCCGCCGCCGCCGCAGCUGCCGCAUCCUCGAGUCCUGGAAGCCGGCCCAGUAGCACCUUUCAGCAGAACAGCGAGGUCCAGCGCCUAAACAGCGUCUGGGCCCGUCAGGAAUCUUUGCGUGCCCGCGCGGGUGCCGAGGAUGUCAAGGUGUACGACAACAUCAAGUAUGAGCGCAAACACCACGGGCCCUUCUUUGGCAAGCUCGUGUCCCCUGGCAAUUUGAUCAACAUUGACGGGGAAGACUACGUGGAGUAUCGGGUCUUGACCAAGCCAUCAUUCUAUUAG